Talpa occidentalis (Iberian mole) is the source of this 7398-nucleotide messenger RNA. RefSeq names its product ALF transcription elongation factor 3 (gene AFF3). Gene Ontology annotation, biological process: regulation of gene expression. Gene Ontology annotation, cellular component: super elongation complex; nucleus. Lineage: Eukaryota; Metazoa; Chordata; Mammalia; Eulipotyphla; Talpidae. The transcript is spliced from 23 exons. The coding region runs from base 61 to 3816 and encodes 1251 amino acids. The record is from RefSeq and is a predicted model, not a curated record.
AGCGCGCGGGCGGCCCGAGCCUCGGCAGCGGCGACGGCGGCGGCGCUGACACCUCCCACCAUGGACAGCUUCGACUUAGCCCUGCUCCAGGAAUGGGACCUCGAGUCGCUGUGGGGUGAAGACAUCUUAAACCAGAGGAAUGACUCCCUAGUUGUGGAAUUUCAGUCGUCAGCCAGCAGAUGCAGGAGUGUCUAUGAACCAGAUAGAAAUGUGUUACGGAGGAAAGAACGGGAAAGAAGAAAUCAGGAAACUCAACAGGAUGAUGCAACCUUUAAUUCGAGUUACUCCCUCUUCAGUGAACCCUACAAGACAAACAAGGGGGAUGAGCUCUCCAACCGGAUUCAGAAUACGUUAGGCAAUUACGAUGAAAUGAAAGACUUUCUGACUGAUAGAUCUAAUCAGAGUCACCUUGUUGGCGUUCCCAAACCUGGCCUUCCUCAGGCUUCUGUGAACAAGAUCGAUGAACAUUUUGUUGCAGAUUCAAGAGCCCAGACCCAGCCCUCAUCUGUCUGUAGCACUGCAUCUUCCACACCAGCAUCUAUCCCCGUGCAGCAGAGUAAGAGGGGAACCAUGGGCUGGCAGAAGGCUGGGCAUCCACCAUCCGAUGGCCAACAGAGAGCAACACAACAGGGCUCUCUCAGGACCUUGCUUGGAGAUGGAGUUGGCAGACAGCAACCACGGGCCAAACAAGUGUGCAAUGUAGAGGUGGGUCUUCAGACCCAGGAAAGACCUCCUGCUAUGGCAGCCAAGCACAGUGGUGGUGGACACUGUGUUCAAAACUUUCCUCCAUCCCUGGCUUCAAAACCCAGCCUGGUCCAGCAGAAACCAACUGCCUAUGUGCGGCCGAUGGAUGGCCAAGAUCAGGCUCCUGAUGAGUCUCCGAAGCUUAAGUCAUCCACGGAAACCAGCGUGCACUGCACGUCGUACAGGGGAGUCCCAGCCACCAAGCCAGAGUCCGCCAGAGCCAAAGCCAAGCUUUCCAAGUUUAGCAUCCCCAAACAAGGAGAGGAGAGUAGAUCUGGAGAAACCAAUAGCUGUGUGGAAGAAAUAAUUCGGGAGAUGACCUGGCUCCCACCACUUUCUGCUAUUCAAGCACCUAGCAAAGUGGAAACAAGCAAAUUUUCAUUUCCAAAUAAGGACUCUCAGCUUGUUUCCUCAGGACACAAUAAUCCAAAGAAAGGUGAUGCUGAGCCAGAGAGUCCAGACAAUGGCACCUCAAAUACAUCAAUGUUAGAAGAUGACCUUAAGCUAAGUAGUGAUGAAGAAGAGAAUGAACAGGCAGCCCAGAGAACUGCUCUCCACGCUCUGUCUGACAGCGCUGUGGUCCAGCAGGCCAAUUGCCGAUCCUCUGUGCCUUCCAGCAAGGGCAGCAGCAGCGGCAGCAGCAGCAGCGGCAGCAGCUCCUCCAGUGACUCGGAAAGCAGUUCAGGAUCGGACUCCGAGACAGAGAGCAGUUCUAGUGAGAAUGAGGGCAGCAAGCCACCCCACUACUCCAGCCCCGAGGCCGAACCAGUGUCCUCUAACAAGUGGCAGCUGGAUAAAUGGCUAAACAAAGUUAAUCCCCACAAGCCUCCGAUUUUGAUCCAAAAUGAAAGCCACGGGCCAGAGAGCAAUCAGUACUACACCCCAGUGAAAGACGAAGUGCAGGACUGUGGGAAACUGCCCGAUGUUUGCCAAGCCAGCCUGCGAGAGAAGGACAUCAAGAACGCCUGCAAGGAGGAGCAGAGACCAAGGACAGCAAAUAAGGCCCCAGGGAAUAAAGGGGUGAAGCAGAAGUCCCCGCCCGCAGCGGUGGCCGUGACCGGGGCUGCCCCCGCGCCGGCGGUGCCCGGUGCCCCCUCCUCGGAGAGCGCGCCCGCGCCCGCCCGGAGAUCCACAGGCAAGAAGCCCACCCGGCGCACGGAGAGGACCUCCGCCGGGGACGGUGCCAACUGCCACCGGCCUGAGGAGCCGACAGGCACCGAGGCGCUGGGGGCGAGCGUGGUGACCCCUCCAGAGCCCACCAAAACCAGGCCCUGCGGCAACAGCAGAACCAGCCACAGAAAGGAGCUGCGCUCCUCGGUGACCUGUGAGAAGCGCCGCACGCGCGGGCUGAGCAGGAUCGUGCCCAAAUCUAAAGAGUUCAUCGAGACAGAGUCGUCCUCUUCGUCCUCCUCCUCGGACUCGGACCUGGAGUCGGAGCAGGAGGAGUACCCUCUGUCCAAAGCACAGGCCGUGCCGGCAAAUGCCGCGGUCUCCGGGCAUGACCAGAGGCUGAAGGAGGCUCCCAACAGCAUCAGCAGUGGCUGCGGCCCCCGGGCCCCUGUGGGCUCCAUCAACGCCAGGACCACCAGUGACAUCGCCAAGGAGCUAGAGGAGCAGUUCUACACGCUGGUGCCCUUUGGCCGCAAUGAACUUCUCUCCCCCUUGAAGGACAGUGAUGAGGUCAGGUCUCUCUGGGUCAAAAUUGACCUGACCCUCCUGUCUAGGAUCCCAGAGCACCUGCCCCAGGAUCCGGGGGCCUUGAGCGCCCCUGCCGCCAAGGACCCCGAGGGUGCACCUGCAAGUCACUCCUCAGACACACCCACUGAAAAGGCUUUGCCAAAAUCUAAGAGGAAACGCAAGUGUGACAACGAAGACGACUACAGGGAGGUCAAGAAGACCCAGGCAGAGAAAGAGAGCUCCUCACGACUGACCACAUCUGCCAGUAAUACCUUGUCUGCAAACCACUGCACCAUGAAUAUCAACAGCUUGGCAAUACCAAUAAAUAAAAAUGAAAAAAUGCUGCGGUCACCCAUCUCACCCCUCUCUGAUGCAUCUAAACACAAAUACUCCAGCGAGGACUUAACUUCUUCCACCAGAUCAAGUGGCAAUGGUCUGUUCACUUCUGCCUCCUCCAGCAAAAAGCAUAAGGCUGAGAACCAGCUGCAGUCUCAUGUCGGAGAUUUCACAAAAGCAGCUCACAAUUCCGAGAAUGUUCUCCUUCACAAGUCACGGCCACAAACAGAGCCAUGGUCUCCAGGUUCCAAUGGCCACAAGGACUGCAAGAGACAGAAGCUUAUCUUCGAUGAUAUGCCACGCAGUGCAGAUUAUUUUAUGCAAGAAGCUAAACGGAUGAAGCAUAAAGCAGAUGCAAUGGUGGAAAAAUUUGGAAAGGCUUUGAACUAUGCUGAAGCAGCCCUGUCAUUUAUUGAGUGUGGAAAUGCAAUGGAACAAGGCCCAAUGGAAUCCAAAUCUCCUUACACCAUGUAUUCAGAAACAGUAGAGCUCAUCAGAUAUGCAAUGAGACUAAAAACCCACUCAGGCCCCAAUGCAACACCAGAGGAUAAACAGCUGGCUGCAUUAUGUUACCGAUGCCUGGCUCUCCUAUACUGGCGGAUGUUUCGACUCAAAAGGGACCAUGCUGUAAAGUAUUCGAAAGCACUUAUCGACUAUUUCAAGAAUUCAUCUAAAGCUGCCCAAGCCCCAUCUCCAUGGGGGGCCAGUGGAAAGAGCACUGGGACUCCAUCCCCCAUGUCUCCCAACCCCUCCCCCACCAGCUCAGUGGGCUCUCAGGGGAGCCUCUCCAAUGCCAAUGCUCUGUCUCCUUCAACCAUUGUCAGCAUCCCACAGCGCAUCCACCAGAUGGCUGCCAACCAUGUCAGCAUCACCAACAGCAUCCUCCACAGCUAUGACUACUGGGAGAUGGCAGACAACCUGGCCAAGGAAAACAGAGAAUUCUUCAAUGACCUGGAUCUGCUCAUGGGCCCUGUUACCCUGCAUAGCAGCAUGGAGCACCUGGUUCAGUACUCCCAACAGGGCCUGCACUGGCUACGUAACAGCACCCACUUGUCAUAGGGACCUUGCUCCUGAGCUGGGCUGUGCUCUCAUCUCCAUGGAUGGCUCAACAUUUCUGGACACUGUGCUACUGAAAUUUCCAGCCACAGCAUUUAUCAAACUGCAGUGAACAUUUUCUCAGCAUCAAACAAUGGUCUUUUCCAGGGCAUGUGUGUCUGUGUGUGUGGAUGUCUAAGAAGCUAACUGUGUAUGUGUGAGAUACAUAGCUCUUUAGAACAUAUAUUCUUUGUCUAGUUUCCAUAAUCCCAGGCUAGACAAAAUGAUCAGAAGUUUCUGAUUAGAGAAGAUACACUUACCCACACACACAAACACACCUACACACACACACACACACACACUUUCUAUUUUAAAGCUAAACCAUAACUUCUGAAAACAUUCAACCAAAAUCUCAUGGGUUAGUUAACCAGGUGCAGUGCAGCACACCAAAAGCUUGACUGCCAAUUAAGAUGAACCUAAUUCUUAUGAUAUUGAUUACUUUCAGUAUUAAUGUUCUAUUCCCUGAUUAUUUUUUUGACUGUAUGUAUGAAUUGGUAAUUGAAUAAUGAAAAAGUUAUUUUUGUGCUGAACGUUUACUAGGUUGCAUGUUACCAAGUCCCCUGCCAUUCGUCUGCUACCCACCGCCAUCCAAUUUGAUUAUCAGCUAAAUGAGUUUAUAAGCAAAGGGUUUCAGCUUCCACAGGUCUGCCCUGCCCUACCCCCAAAUAACUUUGAAAAUAGCACUGAGGUUUAGUUGAAGAAGAAAAAAAACUUAGUGUCUUCAAAAGUCGAUCAACAUUAAAGCAGCAACAACUAUGUUUUGUAGCUAAGUUAGAAAUUCAAAUCUUCUACCCUUGUAACACAAGCCCCCCCCCCCACCCAGCACAUGUUUCCUCUUUCUGCCACUGUGACAUGGUGGCUGUCGAGCCAUGUGGCAUUUGUUGGCCAAUGUUUUCCAUGUCUUUUCUUCCACAAUAGCUUUCUUCCAAGUUUUCUUGACCAAAUUAGGACAUUACCUAGAAUGUCCUGUCACUAGGAGUCUAUGUGUUGCUGACCUGAGAAUUAUUUGCUAUCAAAUUACUGUCUAAUCCUCUUACUCUUUGUGCAGAGCAGGCCUUUAAUGCAUGUUGAUCUGGGGGAUGUGUUUCAAGCUUUGUUUAUCAAGCUGCUCACUGUGCAGGUAAGUCAUUCCUGCCGUGAUCACAGUUCUGUUUGGGGGAGCGAUGACUAGAAUAUCAUGCUUCCACCCUGUGCUUCUGGUAUGUUUACAUCUUGCCCUGGAGUCCUUUUUUUUUUUUUUUCAAUUAAGUUUACAUUUUAGUUUUUAGACAUCUUGUUUACAAUUUCUGUCUGAAAUAUAUUUCUUUUAUAGUCUCUUGUCAUGCCCUAGAUUUAGUCUUCUUAUUAAACAUGUUUGGAUAUAGAAAUAUUGGUAAAAUGAAAAACAACUCCAGAAAAGAAAAAUUGACCUGGUCACACUUUAUGAGCAAAAAUAAUGUCCUUGAGGCCUCUUGCUUGACAAAAUUGCACUAGGAAAGUCUGACAAAGACACACCUGUCUGAUAUGGUAUGUGGAGUAAUCCAUUUUUCAAGGUUAUUGGUGGCACAAAACAUUUAUAAUCAGUCUUCAUAUUUGCUUUCACUGGUGGUGAAAUUCAAACAGUACAGAAAUCUGGAAGGUUUGGUUGCAAUGUUAACAUUUUUGUCAGCCUGAUCGGUAGGUAAGAAAUAAGAUGGCUAUAAUUUCCUCACUCUUGGCACCGAUUCAGAAACUGUACAAGUAGUUGAACAACUUUGGUGAGUUGAAAUUAAUUAAAAAUGAGCAAGUGAAGAGUUUGUGAAAUUUAUACUUGGCUUUGGACUUUAAGCAUCUGGAAAUAGUAACAGUAUUUCUAUUUCACUUUUACCCAAAGGAGGUACUCUCUACAUCCCUUUCACUAAUUUUUGGCAGAGUUCAUGAUCCCAUCCUAUGUUGGAAAUUUAUGUCUAAUCUAAGAAACUUUGAAUUCUCUUUUUGGAGGACUGAGGCUUAGAUCUACUUAUUCUUGAUGAAUUUUGAUGAAAUGAUCAAACUCUUACAUAAAAGAAUGACUGUCAGGGUCCAUCAUGCAUCCCAAAGUGCUUUACUGCUCUUGCCCAUCUUUAAAGUUGCAGACUUUGGGGCAGUCUCCAUGUGAUGUGCUUACCCAGCUAAGUACAUGGGUGGCCUCUGGCUGAUUGUGCCAGCACUAUUUUAUCAGCAAUAUGGUCAUCCAUAUUUCCCAGCAAAACUUGAAAUUUGUUAUUGGAGGGAUGGUCAGAGUGUGUAACUUCACUCACUGUGCGCCUUUCAUCAGUAGAGCUUGUAGGGGUAAUGGUUUUUGUCGUUUUGGUGUAGAUGUUUGGUAAGGAGUCAUCUUCUGAUGCUGCCUGUGAAAGUCAUUUAUAAUUUGUUGCUUUUAUUUUAUAGUAUUCACAGUAGAAAUAUUUUUCUUGUAUUUUCUGAUUAUAAAAGUAAUAUUUGAUCUUUGUGAAAAUCCAAACAAUACAGAAAUCUGUAAAGUAGAAAGUCCCAUCUCCUGGAAACAACUACUGCUCAUAGUUUCAUAUAUGUCCUUCUAGAACGCUCCCAUUUAAACAUGAAAGGUAUAUUAUCAUUUCUUUCUAUUUGAAGACAUAUUAUCUCUUCACAAGUUCAACUGACCUUAUCCUUCCAGGACCUGCAUAGAGGUCACCCUAUAUCACAAUGUAAGAGUAAUUUUUGAAAGAGAGUAACCCAAAUGCAUUCCUCAUCAAAAAUUGGGAUUUGUUACAACUCACAGAUCAGACUGACAUGCAGAAUUGUGCCUAGAAAGAGAGGUUUGGUUAAAACAUAUUUCUGGAAAUUCAAAUUUCAAAUGGAAAUGUGGACCGACUAUCUGAAGAGGAAUGUACUGGAAAAAUAUUCUGAAGAGUUGACAAAUUGUGUACUAGACUGAACACAUGGAAUGCAAUGCAAUGAGACUUUCUGCACUGAAACUUAUCCUAGUAUGUACAACAAUGAUGUGUGUAUUAUAGAACAGUGAUGUGUACAUUUCUACAUCCCACACAUAAUAUGCACAGUUUGUAUAAAUGCAUACAUUUAAAAAUAUAUAUGUACAAUACCGCUAACAUAAAACUGUAGUAUGCCUGAAGGAUAUUACUAGUGCCUAAUAUUGAGUAUAAGUCACUGCGUGUUCACAUCACCUUGGAAGUGCAGUAAUUGUUAUAAAACUAAUCAGUGCAGCCAACAUUAUUUAUGAAUCACAUCUUUGAAACUGUGCAGUAGUAUAUACAUAUAUAUUUUUAAAUAACAUUUUUCACAGUUUUCCAGAGUUACUGUUGAAAUCUGUAUCGCCAAAAAAAAGCAAGAUUUUUUUAAUGAUGUAGACACUCUUCAGACCCAGUAAUCUGUGUGUGAUUUCCUGUUUGUAGAUACCCAAGAGACUUUAGCAGUCACCAGCCUUAAUGCAUGUACAGGAUAUAAUUGUGACUUAAUUUAUCUGCAGUUUUUAAUCCAUGUGAAAUUGGAAUUUAUAAACUGACUUGGAUUAAAUAUGUCUGCCUUUCUAAGGUUGCAAAUGUUACAUUAAAUGAUUUAUGUUGUAAA